GGUGGUGUCGCGAGCUAUCACACGUAGCACGUAGGCUUGCCGUGGACGUCGCGCGUCCUCACGUCACACACCGGAUCCCCUCGCUCGGUUUCGCUGUUUAAAUAUCGCUGGGCGCGCAGAGUCACAGGGUGCACACCGGCGAGAUGUCGUACGAAACGAAAUAUAUAUUAGCUGCAUUACCGAGAACCCAACGGGGACAACCUCUUGUACUGGGUGGCGAUCCCAAAGGAAAGAACUUUUUAUAUACCAAUGGUAACAGUGUCAUCAUUAGAAAUAUUGACAAUCCAGCAAUCGCAGACGUUUAUACAGAACAUUCUUGCCCCGUGAAUGUUGCCAAAUAUUCUCCUAGCGGUUUUUAUAUAGCUUCGGGAGAUCAGUCGGGUAAAGUACGUAUUUGGGAUACAGUUAAUAAGGAGCAUAUAUUAAAAAAUGAAUUUCACCCUAUUGGUGGACCCAUUAAAGACAUCGCUUGGUCACCGGAUAGUCAGCGCAUGGUCGUGGUCGGAGAAGGAAGAGAAAGAUUUGGACACGUCUUUAUGGCAGAAACAGGGACGUCGGUGGGCGAGAUCUCUGGUCAAAGUAAAUCUAUCAACUCGUGCGACUUUAGACCGGCUAGACCAUUCAGAUUAAUAACUGGAAGUGAAGAUAAUACUAUCGGUAUAUUCGAAGGCCCUCCAUUCAAAUUCAAGAUGACAAAGCAAGAGCAUACUCGUUUUGUUCAAACCGUACGUUAUUCGCCUGACGGAAAUCUGUUUGCUUCCGGUGGAUUCGACGGGAAAGUAUUUAUAUAUAAUGGAACAACCUCUGAUUUUGUUGGGGAAGUAGGAUCCCCUGCACAUCAAGGUGGAGUCUACGGAGUUGCAUGGAAGCCCGAUGGUAAACAGUUAUUAACUGCCUCCGGAGAUAAAACUUGUAAGCUGUGGGACGUAGAAACACGUUCUUUAAUUACCGAGUUCAACAUGGGAACGACGGUCGACGAUCAACAAGUGAGCUGUCUAUGGCAAGGAAAUCAUUUAUUAUCCGUGUCACUUAGCGGCUUCAUCAACUAUCUUGACGUCGACAAUCCUCAGAAGCCUAUAAAGAUAAUAAAAGGCCAUAAUAAACCAAUAACGGUUCUAACAUUAAGUCCAGAUAGAAGUACGAUUUACACCGGUUCUCACGAUGGCUACAUCACCAAUUGGAAUGCGGAGACAGGGGAAAAUGAUCGCGUACAAGGGCACGGUCACGGUAAUCAAAUUAAUGGGAUGAAAGCCACAGGUAACUUGCUCUAUACUGCCGGCAUCGACGAUACUUUAAGGUCAAUCGAUAUUGCGACAAAUGCGUACGCGGAGACCAGUGUGGUAAAAUUGGAUUCGCAACCACGAGGUCUGGAUAUAUAUAACGAUAUAGUUGUGGUGGCCUCAGUUCGACAGAUCGCAGUUACACAGGAUGGUAAAAAGCUGUCAAGUCUAUCGAUCAAUUACGAACCAUCGUGCGUGUCAAUUAAUCAAGAAACCGGAGACGUAGCUAUUGGAUCUACAUCUGAUAACAAAGUAUAUAUUUACGAGUUUUCGGAUACUACAUUAACUCAAAAGACUGAACUAGAACACCUGGGUCCAGUUACGGAUGCCUCAUAUAGUCCCGAUAAUAAAUAUUUAGUUGCCUGUGAUGCAAACAGAAAAGUUAUACUGUAUGCCGUACCAGAAUACAAGAGGCUUGCGCAUAAUAGAGAAUGGGGCUUCCACAAUGCAAGAGUAAACUCUGUCGCGUGGUCUCCAAAUUCUGACAUGGUUGCGAGCGGUAGUCUUGACACGACUAUCAUCAUCUGGAGUGUGACAAAUCCAGCAAAACAUACCAUCAUCAAAAAUGCUCAUCCUCAGAGUCAAAUAACGCGCUUGGUCUGGCUGGAUGAGGAAACCUUAAUCUCCGUCGGACAGGACUGCAAUACUAAAAUAUGGCGUAUAGAAAAGAUAUAAUUAACUUUUGGAAGAAUUUAUUGCCACGUCUAAGGAAACUCAAUUUUGGAGGCAUUUUAUUUAUUUCGUAGUCUACGAAUAUUGUAUAUUAUUUUUUAAUACAAUUCUUGAUAUAUGAUUAAAAAAUUA
Temnothorax curvispinosus is the source of this 2084-nucleotide messenger RNA. RefSeq names its product actin-interacting protein 1 (gene flr). The record is from RefSeq and is a predicted model, not a curated record. The coding region runs from base 144 to 1955 and encodes 603 amino acids. Gene Ontology annotation, cellular component: cortical actin cytoskeleton. The transcript has 14 exons. Gene Ontology annotation, biological process: locomotion; actin filament depolymerization; positive regulation of actin filament depolymerization. Gene Ontology annotation, molecular function: actin filament binding. Lineage: Eukaryota; Metazoa; Arthropoda; Insecta; Hymenoptera; Formicidae.